AUGAGGCCGCCUGCUAAUCUGCCUUCGUUAGGCGACGGCUUCGACAGGCAUCUGGCUCCACUGGUGUCGCCGUCGUUCCCUGUAUCGCCGUCCGCCGCGCGUCAGCAUCAGCAACAGCAGCAGCAGCAGCAAUCGGGCCAAGACUACUUCUCACCCUCUUCGUCGUCUUCAUCGUCUCGCUAUCGCAGCCACAGCGGCUCAUCGUACUGGGACGAUCACAUGAGGACCUCAUCGCGUCCGACCGCCCCUCACCCACCUCAAUUACCUGAGCCCACGUCCAAAUUUCUCCUCACAUCGAGGCAGGCACUACCGCCUCUUGGUGCGUUCGGCCCUUCACCGACUUCUCCGUCUCUCUCUACAAGAUCGCACCAUGAAUAUCAGUCGCUACACGGCGGGCCCCGUGCCGAUGGCGGUGUCAGCUCUUUUGAUCGCUUCUCUUAUCAACCCAGUGACGCGCCGACUCUAUCACCGCCGCAGUCACAGUCUCGGACACACUCGCAAUCGCAAUCACAGUCGCAGCCACACUUGCAAGCACAGCAUUAUCAACAACAGCAGUCUUCUAUGACGUUCUCUUCGGACUACUCUCGUCCGUAUCGCGAUGAAGCUUACACGCACCGCGCCCCACUUGCAGCAAGCCGGCAGGUAGAAGAGACAGCCGAAGAAGACCUACAGCCUCGGAAGCUCGCCAAGACGCAUGUGCCUUCGGCCUGCCUCAAUUGUAAACGAGCCCAUCUGGCGUGCGAUGUCAGCAGGCCUUGUCGACGGUGCGUGAACCUCGGAAAAACGGAUACAUGCAUCGACGUUCAGCACAAGAAGAGGGGAAGGCCUCGUCUCCGCGACCGGGAAGCCGCCUCGUCAUCUGGGACUUCUUUGAGCACGUUGACCAACGGUGAUGGCAGCACGUCUUCAGUAGCCAGCCUCUCUGGCGUUCCUGGCUCGGCCUCACACAUGCGCACCUCCUUCUCAUCGGGCUCUUCCACGUCGACGAUGCGUCGAUCCCCCAAGUCUGAACCAAGCUCUACAUCGUUCAUUUCGCCCACCCACGAGAGAGUCAUGGUCAUGUCGCCCAUACCGACAAGCGAUGCCGCCGAUCCUCUUCCCCCUGUCUCAGCAUCCUCUCAGUCGUCUUACUCCAGUUCCAAUCGCAAUCGUAGCCUGUCUUCGACGAACGGGUUGUGGGCGCCACACCACCAGGGUGCGCCCGUGCCCCCACCUCCGGCACCGUUCCACUCUGGAUCACCGAGGGAGAUGGAAGCGGCAGCCGCUUCUUCGCCAAUCAUCUCACUUGUUCUUUCGACUAGUUUGCAGUGCGCUCGCUGCAGCAUCGAAAGCUUAGCCCUCUUGGGUGUCCAUCCGUCGGAAGUCGUCGACCGCUCUCUCUUCGACUUCGUCCACCCCUCCGAGUCGAAUCUGCUGGAGCAGCUUUGGCUCGGACUGAUCGACCCUGUCGGCGUCGAGCCUCGAAGCGUUCCCGUGGAUCUCGAGACUGUUUCAACGCUCUCUCCCGCGCUCCUCAUGUCACCUGCUCCUGGUACCGUUUUUCUUCAGGAGACCAUGCGCCUUCGACAACGAUCGGGCAUGUAUGACUUCUAUUCUGUCCGGCUGCACCUGGGCGGGGGCUUUGGUGCUGAUCUGUACCAGAGUCACACGCUGCACCGUGCGUACAUCGUUGCUUCCCUCCUAAAGCUCGGCAACGACGCCACGCAUGCCGAGCCAUCGAUGCUCAGGGCGGCUCUGUGGGACUCGGGCUCUGAUGGCCGCUUCUUCCGAGCGCCCGUCUCGGCCCGAGGAUCAGCCUAUGGCCCUCCUCGUCCUUCAUCGUCGACGUCGACUGCAAUGCCGGCAGGCGCAGCACCAAACGGGCGGUCUGCUUCCAACGGGAAUCAGUUUGCUUGGCGCGUUGAAGAUGCACUCCCUCCGUUGAGAAAUGACGACUUGAGGCCCCCCAAGUCAAACGACAAGCACAGCGAUCGCACCAACAUGUAUUCUGCUCAAAUGAGCAGGAAUGGAAGCGUUACGCUUGCCACGAGCGGGGGCAAUACUUCUGGCUCUUCGCCAAACAGCACCGCAGGGCCAGCGCACCUUGUCAAGCGCCAUCCCUACACCCGCGCGACCCCAGCCUCGAGCCGAGCCGAGCUGAGCGGCGUGGCUUGCUAA
Messenger RNA from Acaromyces ingoldii, 2157 nucleotides. RefSeq lists its product as hypothetical. The transcript has 2 exons. The coding region runs from base 1 to 2157 and encodes 718 amino acids. NCBI's taxonomy places the organism in Eukaryota, Fungi, Basidiomycota, Exobasidiomycetes, Exobasidiales, Cryptobasidiaceae. Gene Ontology annotation, molecular function: DNA-binding transcription factor activity, RNA polymerase II-specific; zinc ion binding. The record is from RefSeq and is a predicted model, not a curated record. Gene Ontology annotation, biological process: regulation of DNA-templated transcription.